GGGGCCGCGGUCACAAAGUGUUUACAAAGGACUUGAAGAUAUCUGGCUCUCUUUGUCAGCCUACAGACAGCUCGCAUCUCCUCUGUUCGAGCGCAUUACACCGGUGUCAAUUGUUGGUAUAUGCAGAGCUGAUCUGCUUAACGAUACUGUUUGUUCAUCAUCCCUUUUCUGCAUAAGAGUGCAUCGCGAAUGCUCUCGUCGCCUGCCUCCCCCACAGGAUUUUGAGCAUAUAAACCCACCAGGCAGAACAACAAUCUGAUUUCUUCCGCGUCAGACAUCUGUUGCGAAGCUUGCAGAUUGCGUGCAGUUUGGGAUGUCGGACCUUAUCAGCGGAGGCUCCAUUGAUCUCGACAGCUGCAUCGAACGACUCUAUAGAAGAGAGAAACUGGCAGAGUCUGUGGUUGAGGCGCUGUGUACAAAGGCAAAAGAACUGCUUAUCAAAGAGAGCAAUGUCAUUCAUAUUAAGGCGCCUGUGUCGGUAGUAGGAGAUAUUCAUGGGCAAUUCUUCGACUUGAUUGAACUUUUUAGAGUGGGUGGAUUCCCUCCAAAUACAAACUACCUCUUCCUGGGAGACUAUGUCGAUCGGGGUUAUUUCAGUAUAGAGACAAUGACCCUCCUCACCUGCCUUAAAUUGAGAUAUCCAAAUCGAAUAUACCUAGUCCGGGGAAAUCACGAGUCGCGGGGUAUCUCGCAAAACUACGGCUUCUAUAGCGAGUGCAAGGCGAAAUACGGCAACGUCAAUGUUUGGAAUUGCUUUACAGAUAUGUUUGACUAUCUAACACUUUCUGUUGUUAUUGAUGAUCGGAUUUUUUGCAUUCAUGGAGGACUGUCGCCGAACGUGCAUUCUAUAGAUCAGAUAAAAGUUGUUGACAGGUUCAAAGAGAUUCCACAUGAGGGCCCCAUGGCAGAUCUGGUUUGGUCAGAUCCAGAUCCUGAGAAAGAGGAUUUCGGCAUAUCAACUAGAGGAGCAGGCUACACAUUCGGCGCCGAGAUUGUCAAAAAGUUUUUACACGUGAACGACAUGGUGCAUAUAUUACGCGCCCACCAGCUGUGUGAACAAGGAUUCCAAGUUCUGUUCGACGACCGGCUAUCAACAGUCUGGUCCGCGCCAAAUUACUGCUACCGCUGUGGCAACCUUGCCUCGGUACUUGAAGUCAGCGCUACCGGAGAGAGGUUUUUCAAUGUAUUCGAUGCUGCGCCGGAGAAUGAAGAGUACAGGCAGCAGCAGGAGCAGCAUAACACAAUGACUGAAUAUUUCUUGUGAAUUGGCAGGUGUGCAUCGAGCUCAGUCUUCUCACUAAUGUCUGUUCGGUCGGAUUACGAAUCGCAGAACGAGUGCUUUUUGAUCCGGUCGUACUCAUUCUUCUAUUUUCUUUUUACCCCACUGGUUAUUUGGCGCAUCUCGGCUGCUUGUGUGAUUAUUUGCAUAUAUUUAAGACUUCUGUCCCACUAGAACCAUCAUUACAUCUCUCUCAUUUUUAUCGAGCAAGCAG
Molecule: messenger RNA, 1493 nt
Organism: Myxozyma melibiosi
Lineage: Eukaryota; Fungi; Ascomycota; Lipomycetes; Lipomycetales; Lipomycetaceae
Product: serine/threonine specific protein phosphatase
Exons: 5
Coding region: 314-1264 (316 amino acids)
Cellular component (GO): FAR/SIP/STRIPAK complex
Molecular function (GO): protein serine/threonine phosphatase activity
Source: RefSeq, a predicted model, not a curated record